ACUCAAAGUGAGUCAAACUGUUAACUUAAUCAUAAUGUUAUUUAUAUUUUAUAUUAUAACAAUUUUUAGGUCGGGGUAGUCAUUAUCCCGCACCCAGGCGCAGGCACAACUCACAGGCACAGCCGCAGCAGCUGCAGCUUAGUUCUCAAAACAGAUCUAAUGUUAGGCCUACGGCUACGUUGCACUCUAGUUUUUACUCGCAUUCUCAAAUAAGUUAUUUCACGAUUUUCAGACACGAUCACCAAGAUGCAACUGUUUGUCCGAGCUGAUGAGACCCACACCCUUGAGGUGACUGGCGAAGAAUCUGUUGCCGAUCUGAAGGCCAAAAUCCAGGAGCUGUCCGGCUUCUCAGCCUCAGAGCAGGUCCUGUCUUGCUGCGGCACACCCCUGGAUGAUGACCUUACCCUAUCCCAGAAUGGACUUCUUGAACUGAUGACCCUUGAACUCUCUGGACGUCUGCUCGGAGGAAAAGUUCACGGAUCCCUUGCCCGUGCCGGUAAAGUGCGAGGCCAGACCCCCAAGGUUGAUCCCCAGGAGAAGAAGAAGAAGAAGGUCGGACGUGCCAAGCGCCGCAUGCAGUACAACCGCCGAUUCGUCAACGUUGUGCAGACCUUCGGCAAGAGGCGUGGACCCAACUCCAACUCCUAAGCUGUCCUACAAUGCCAGAGAACGUUGCAUACACACACUUGUAAAAUAGUCCGUAUGUUGGUCAGAUAAUUGAAUAUAAUCUGCUCAUAUGCAACAGCAA
Messenger RNA from Lytechinus pictus (painted urchin), 748 nucleotides. RefSeq names its product ubiquitin-like FUBI-ribosomal protein eS30 fusion protein. Lineage: Eukaryota; Metazoa; Echinodermata; Echinoidea; Temnopleuroida; Toxopneustidae. Gene Ontology annotation, cellular component: cytosolic small ribosomal subunit; ribosome. The coding region runs from base 247 to 648 and encodes 133 amino acids. The record is from RefSeq and is a predicted model, not a curated record. Gene Ontology annotation, molecular function: protein binding; structural constituent of ribosome. The transcript is spliced from 4 exons. Gene Ontology annotation, biological process: translation.